This is a messenger RNA of Rhagoletis zephyria (snowberry fruit fly), 1501 nucleotides long. RefSeq lists its product as uncharacterized. The record is from RefSeq and is a predicted model, not a curated record. Lineage: Eukaryota; Metazoa; Arthropoda; Insecta; Diptera; Tephritidae.
UACUGUGCCGUUUAUCGAACUCUCAGCCAUAUACAUACCACUGAUCUGUCAAGGCAAAACGAAUCCGAUCACUCGGGCGAUCACUUUUCUAAUCAUUAGCUUACGAUUUUCCUAGUAUAUAUUGUAGAAUAUCGGCUACAUUGUGUGUCUUUCCCAAAAAUGGACGAAAUAUUUGCGAAAAUAAACUACGAUAUAAACAUCAGCUGCUACAAAAAGGAGUAUAUGUUUCAUAUGGAACAUUUGCGCAACAACCUUUUUAGUAGUUUAAAAAAAGAUACUAUUUUUUCAAAGAUAUAUAAUGGAGUAUAUCUAAAAGGGAGUUAUGGCGACAAUCUGAAAGUAAAAUAUCCUGAUGAAUACGACCUAGUCUUCCGUCUCAAGUUGCCGGAAUAUAAGCGCAUAAUUUUACUGAGGGACCAAAGGGUACCCGGAAAUGUCAUACUUGAUUUUACAAACGUAUUUCACACAAUUGCAAACCAAAAACAACAUGCCGAAAGCUAUAAACAAUUAAAAAAAUGGGUUACUGAGAAAAACUUUCUUUCGGUUCGACUUCUGCAAAGUUGGUUGGAAAGCCGCUUUACAAAAGCCUUAAGCGAUCUAAAUAAACAAGUUAUAUAUGAAAAUGUCGCUUCAGCUAUAACAUAUAGAAAGCAAGGUCCAGCGCAUACGAUAUUUAUGAAUAAUCCAUAUAAAUAUUCAGUAGAUUUCGUUCCAGCAAUUGUUUUGAGCUCCUCACAAGCUUUAUUAAACACAAUUACGGGCGAUUGGGAUGCCAUUCCGAAGCCGCUGAAGAACACACCAAGAGAAAUUUCUUUUCGAGCAUCCUAUGACUCUCUUGAGCAUGAUAUUAUAAAGGAUAAGAAAAGCUUAAAGAAUGCAUUAAGGAUUAUGAAAAAAUUUCGAGAUAGGCACCAGAACAUGAGUAACCUAAAAAGUUACUAUAUAAAAACUUUGUUCCUAUGGAGAGCAUCUAAAGAGAGGACAUAUUUUUGGAAUCAGUCCAUAAGCUGUGUUGUAAUAGAACUAUUUAACGAUUUAAAAACAAGUCUUCAGAAAUGUAAGCUUCCUUACUUCUGGGAUGGCAAUCUAAAUUUAUACGAAAACAUUGGGGAAUCCAGCUUAUUGGAGAUGAGAAAAUGCGUAGAAAAUAAAGCAGCAACACUAGCAAAGUUUAAAGGAUUACGAGGCAUGGCAGACAAUGAUAACUACAGGGUGUAUGCAAUAUUUUUGACAGAAGCGGAACGCUUGAAAAUGGGUAUGCAAAAAAAUGGGACCAUACCAUUUUUACCUCAACCUGAAGAAAAUGAGCAAACUAGCACCUCACAUUGGCCUAAAUGCAGCGUAAGCUAAUCUUUGUUCCCGUUGGAAAAAAAUAUGUUAGUUAAUAUGCAAUUUUUAAAACCAGGAUUAUUAUUCUUCCAAUAUGUAUGUGAUCUUUCAUUGUAAACCGAAUAAAAAUUAUAACCAGACAAUUGAGAGCAAGCCAGGAGUAAAUCCUGAC